CUGUCAUUUGGCCACGGUCGGUUCUGAGGAGAGGGACAGCAACCGCAAAGAAACGCAGGAACAAGUCAGUUGGAUAGAGAGAAGAAAGAAAAUAAUACAGAAAUCCUUUAAACAAUGAAACCGACCGAAUAAGCCACUACAGUCAACUAGUAUUGAAUUCGUUUUAAACAUUUAAUUCAAUGACAUUUUUUUUUUUUAAUACAAGCAAGGUUAGCGGUUCGCGAGAGAGAGCUGUGUCAUUGAGCAGGCAGGACACGUCAGGAGACGAGAGAAAAGCUGGUUAGCCAUAACUAGCUACUAUAUGAGCGAAAGCCAUAAAAGUACCCUAUCGCUUGUCAUAAACUUGAUUUUCACAAUUUUAUCAGACACAUCGAGAUUGCCGAUUGACUACAGGACGGAUCGAGACAUCGCCUGGAUCAAGGGUAACGUUAGCGACCAAAAGGACGUAAAGAUCACGGGAUAGCACAUAUUGUGUGGGGGAAAACAAAUGGGGGAUUACGGGUUUGGAGUCUUAGUGCAAAACAACACUGGCAACAAGUCUGCAUUCCCAGUUAGAAUUCACCCACAUCUGCAACCUCCACAUCAUCAUCAGAAUGCGUCUCCAAGCCCUGCUGCUUUCAUAAACAAUACCACAUCUGGUAAUGGCAGUAGCAGUGGGUCGCCUUGGCUUUUUUCAGCCACAGCUGCCCACAGCAGCAUGCAAGAUGAAAUUCUUGGGUCUGAAAAACCCAAAGCCCAGCAACAGGAAAUGCAAGAAACGCAAGAAAAGCAGCAACUGUCCCCAGGCCACCAGGAGUCUGUAAUCAUAUCUGAGUUAGAGAAGGCGAGGUCCGAGGAGAACAAGGUGGAGGGCAGCCCCUCAGAGGGUAGCAAUGGAAAGGAGAAGCUGCGCCUCGAGUCCCCAGUACUGACAGGCUUCGACUACCAAGAGACAUCGGGUCUUGGGGCUCCGGCCCAGUCCAGUACCUCCUCGUCCCUGACCGGCUUCAACAACUGGUCAGCGGCUAUUUCCCAGACACCCUCCACCAUCAUCAACGAGGAUGUCAGCUUCUUCAACCCAGCUGCAUCUGCUAACAAUGGGGCCCUCCUGUUCCAGAAUUUCUCCCACCACACCAGCCCAGGCUUUGGGGGAAACUUCUCCCCCCAGAUUGGACCCAUCUCCCAGCACCAUCCCCCACAUCCACACUUUCAGCACCCACACAACCAACACCAACAGCAUCGCAGGUCCCCGGCCAGCCCCCACCCUCCUCCCUUCCCCCAUAGGAAUGCUGCGUUCAGCCAGUUGCCGCAUUUGUCCAAUAAUCUGAAUAAACCCCCGUCACCUUGGGGUAGCUACCAAAGCCCUUCUCCUUCUCCCUCUUCUACCUCCUGGAGUCCCGGCGGGGGCUAUGGUGGCUGGGGAGGCUCCCAGGGGCGUGAGUACCGUCGGGGCCUCAACGGAGGCAUGACCCCACUGAACUCCAUCUCCCCACUGAAGAAAACAUUCCCCAACAACCACGUGCCGUCGCAGAAGUACUCCCGCACCAGCCCUGGGUUCAACCCCAAAUCCUGGAUGGACGAGAGUGUGAGCAGGAGUGACAACAUCUUCCCCUUCCAGGAGCGCACCAGAUCCUUUGAUGGCUUCAACAUGCAUUCCCUGGAGAACUCUCUCAUUGACAUCAUGAGGGCCGAGCAAGAUACCCUGAAAGGUCGCCUAGGAUUCACCCAUCCAGGGGGAGAAAGUCCUCUGCCCAUAAAUGCAAGGAAUUAUGGGAGGAGACGAGGUCACUCUUCCCUGUUCCCCAUGGAGGAUGGUUUCCCUGACGACGAGCGUGGUGAGCAGAGCCUGCCUGGCCUUGGCUCGCCCCACUGUUUCCCCCACCAGAAUGGGGAGCGUGUUGAGCGUUACUCCCGCAAGGUCUUUGUCGGUGGCCUCCCGCCAGAUAUUGAUGAAGAUGAAAUAACUGCAAGUUUCCGUCGCUUUGGACACCUCUUUGUGGACUGGCCUCACAAGGCAGAGAGCAAAUCUUACUUCCCCCCGAAAGGUUAUGCCUUCCUGCUGUUCCAGGAUGAGAGCUCUGUGCAGGCCCUGAUUGAAGCCUGUAUUGAAGAGGACGGCAAGCUCUACCUGUGUGUGUCUAGCCCCACCAUCAAAGACAAGCCGGUCCAGAUCCGUCCCUGGAACCUGAACGACAGUGACUUUGUGAUGGACGGCUCCCAGCCUCUGGACCCCAGGAAGACAAUCUUUGUGGGUGGGGUGCCACGCCCUCUCCGUGCAGUGGAGCUGGCUAUGAUCAUGGACAGGCUGUAUGGAGGCGUGUGCUAUGCAGGCAUCGACACAGACCCGGAGCUCAAGUACCCCAAGGGAGCAGGGCGGGUCGCCUUCUCCAAUCAGCAGAGCUACAUCGCUGCUAUCAGCGCUCGUUUUGUCCAGCUGCAGCAUGGAGAAAUCGAUAAACGGGUGGAAGUGAAGCCAUACGUCUUGGACGACCAGUUGUGUGAUGAGUGUCAGGGAACUCGGUGCGGGGGCAAGUUUGCCCCUUUCUUCUGCGCCAACGUCACCUGUCUCCAGUAUUACUGUGAAUACUGCUGGGCGGCCAUCCACUCACGCGCUGGUCGGGAGUUCCACAAGCCACUGGUCAAGGAGGGAGGGGACCGGCCUAGGCACAUCUCCUUCCGCUGGAACUGAGAGGCAGAGGGGAGAGGGGGGAGUAGGAGUCGCAAAAUCAUUGUACAAAUAAAUGCACUUUUCUGUUGCUGGUUCCUUUUUAACUCUAAUUUGGGAGAAAAAAAAAGUUUAAUUUUAAAUUAAUAUUUUUUUUAAAGAUGAGGAGAUAUGUCAAGAAAGGAAAAGAAAUUGUGUAUCCCAUGUGAAAUCCCAUUCUCUUGACUUUCUCCAGUUGCUUUUAUCUUUUAUUAGAGCAGAAUUUGAAAAGAUUAGGCUUUCAAUUGUCACCUUGUUAUCCAAUUGGCGUGUCAUUGACCAUCAACUUCACAGCAGUAUGUUCAGUUCAAAUGUUCAUCCAAUAGGCUACAGAGCAGAUGUUAAUAGCAAAGGUGUUGCUAAAGAAGAGUGCACUUAUUUCUUUAUUUUAGAGUGCAGAAUAUAAAGUCUCAGUAGUUAACCAAAGCUUAAUCUCAAUUGGUUUGAAAAAGAAACAAGUACAGAAACGUGGAUUAUUUCCCAGAUCAGAUGUUUGAAUUUUUUUUUUUGAGACCAUGCUAAUAUUUGAUGUUACUUGACAAGAUCCAUUUCACAACAGGCGUUCUGGUUUGAUCUCCAUUUUGACAUGCAAAAACUAAUACCUCAAGCUUAGCUGCUAAUGUGACGAAUAAGUUAAAGAAAGUAAGCUGGUAUCCCGCUUCCCUUAGGACCACAAUCAAAGGGAAACGGCUUCAGCAAAAAGACACAUUUUUAUAGACGCUGCUUUGUCACUUCUUUAUUUUUGUAAUCUGACCCAAGGUUGUACUAAGAAUGAACAUAGCAUUUUAUUGGGGAAUGUAUGGCAUUGGAGGUCCCUGAGACCCUCAGCGCUGGCCCGUAUAGAGAUAAGUGACCCCCCCCCCUCUGUGUCUGAGGCCAUGCUAGCUAGGAGAGGAGAGGCUAAUGCCUAGUUGUCAUCAGGGCUGCACGUGAGCAGAAAGCCCUGCUUUUCAUGUAUUAUUAUUAUUAUUAUUGCGUUGGUGCAAAUCUCCCAAUCCUUUAUUCACAACCGUAUUCUGUUUUUAACCCCCCUCAAAAAGAGAAAUGAAUUACAAAAGCCAGGCUUGUCAUCAACACAUUUCCAUCUAGAGGAGGAUGCCGUUAUUAGACCUGCAGACCUCUCUUCCUGUGCCAGCCCAGCUAACUCAGCCAGUGUUCUAAGCAUAAAUGAAGAUAGUCCAUGCGAUGUGCUCUACUACGUACGUCCCACAAUGCAGUUCACUCACUCAAACAAGACUGCAAUAAAGAGGUUAUACCUAGAUGCUUUAGGGAACCAAAGUCGCCUGUGCAGUAGUGCAGUAAUACAGUAUUUCAUUUCAGUUUUUCUGAGUUCAUUAUUCUUUUCCUAUUUUUCUUACGAAGACCAGAUGGACUACAGCAAACCAAAGAUUGGCCUUGAAUAGAUAACAGUGCAGUCAAAAUCCAGGAAAACACUUGUGAAAACAACUGGAUUUAUUCAGUUUACAGACACCCAGGCUUUUUCACCAGUCAAUCCUCUCAUUUCCAAAGGUCAAAAUAGAGAUGUUUGUUGCUAGGCAGUUGUGUAACGUGAAUAGGUCUGCAACAGGUUUGGGGAAAUGAACACAAAAAGCUAAACAAAGGCUCACAUUUGGUUUGGUUAUUAUAGUCAUACAGUAUCUGAAUCUACUAGCGUUUUAAUAUGUCAGGGAGGGAGUGCUGAAAUAGAAUUUAACACACUAGUGAAAACCGUAUCCUUGUGUUGGUGUUCUACUGCACCAUGACUUUAGCUUGCUGGUGUUCUACUGCACCAUGACUUUAGCUUGCUGGUGUUCUACUGCACCAUGACUUUAGCUUGCUGGUGGUCUACUGCACCAGUUCUGCACCAUGACUUUAGCUUGCUGGUGUUCUACUGCACCAUGACUUUAGCUUGCUGGUGUUCUACUGCACCAUGACUUUAGCUUGCUGGUGGUCUACUGCACCAGUUCUGCACCAUGACUUUAGCUUGCUGGUGUUCUACUGCACCAUGACUUUAGCUUGCUGGUGUUCUACUGCACCAUGACUUUAGCUUGCUGGUGUUCUACUGCACCAUGACUUUAGCUUGCUGGUGUUCUACUGCACCAUGCCUUUAGCUUGCUGGUGUUCUACUGCACCAUGACUUUAGCUUGCUGGUGUUCUACUGCACCAGUUCUGCACCAGGAUUUUAGCUUGCUGGUGUUCUACUGCACCAUGACUUUAGCUUGCUGGUGUUCUACUGCACCAGUUCUGCACCAGGACUUUAGCUUGCCUGUGUUCUACUGCACCAGUUCUGCACCAGGACUUUAGCUUGCUGGUGUUCUACUGCACCAGGACUUUAGCUUGCUGGUGUUCUACUGCACCAUGACUUUAGCUUGCUGGUGUUCUACUGCACCAGUUCUGCACCAGGACUUUAGCUUGCUGGUGUUCUACUGCACCAUGACUUUAGCUUGCUGGUGUUCUACUGCACCAGUUCUGCACCAGGACUUUAGCUUGCUGGUGUUCUACUGCACCAUGACUUUAGCUUGCUGGUGUUCUACUGCACCAGUUCUGCACCAUGACUUUAGCUUGCUGAUGUUCUACUGCACCAUGACUUUAGCUUGCUGGUGUUCUACUGCACCAGUUCUGCACCAGGACUUUAGCUUGCUGGUGUUCUACUGCACCAUGACUUUAGCUUGCUGGUGUUCUACUGCACCAGGACUUUAGCUUGCUGGUAUUCUACUGCACCAGUUCUGCACCAGGACUUUAGCUUGCUGGUAUUCUACUGCACCAGUUCUGCACCAGUAAUUUAGCUUGCUGGUGUUCUACUGCACCAGGACUUUAGCUUGCUGGUGUUCUUCUGCACCAUGACCGUAGCUUGCUGGUGUUCUACUGCACCAGGACUAGCUUGCUGGUGUUCUUCUGCACCAGGACUUUAGCUUGUUGGUGUUCUACUGCACCAUGACUUUAGCUUGCUGGUGUUCUACUGCACCAGGACUUUAGCUUGCUGGUGUUCUUCUGCACCAUGACCGUAGCUUGCUGGUGUUCUACUGCACCAUGACUUUAGCUUGCUGGUGUUCUACUGCACCAGUUCUGCACCAUGACUUUAGCUUGCUGGUGUUCUUCUGCACCAUGACUUUAGCUUGCUGGUGUUCUACUGCACCAGGACUUUAGCUUGCUGGUGUUCUACAGCACCAGUUCUGCACCAGGACUUUAGCUUGCUGGUGUUCUACUGCACCAGUUCUGCACCAUGACUUUAGCUUGCUGGUGUUCUACUGCACCAGUUCUGCACCAUGACUUUAGCUUGCUGGUGUUCUUCUGCACCAUGACUUUAGCUUGCUGGUGUUCUACUGCACCAGGACUUUAGCUUGCUGGUGUUCUACAGCACCAGUUCUGCACCAGGACUUUAGCUUGCUGGUGUUCUACUGCACCAGUUCUGCACCAUGACUUUAGCUUGCUGGUGUUCUACUGCACCAGUUCUGCACCAGGACUUUAGCUUGCUGGUGUGGUGGAUAAACAUUUUAGGAGUUAAACACUUUUUGAAGAAUUUGCUGUUAAUGAGAGAAAAAAAGAUUAUUUUAUACAUGGCCUGCUGAUUUUUGGUACAGUGUUUUCUAGCUAAAUUAUUUUGUCAUGCACAUAUAAACAUUUUAUGCACUACUUUUCUAAAUAUUUCUUUUUUCUUCCCAACAGUCAUUUUAGGCACAUUUUUCACAAAUGGGGAAAACUCCUUUUUGCAAUACCUCAAUUUUUCACAUUGUGAAAGGUAGCUUUUGUACUUUUGUUACUGAGAGAUCUGCAUAUAUGGAUACUUUUCAUUUAACGAAAAAAAUGUAGUGAUUUCGAUAUAUAUUAUUUUCAGUUAUGCUUUUUUCUACAUUUCAGUGCUGAGGAAUCUUCACAACCAAGUAGCGUGCGUGCAUUGACGCGACUUCCGAAACGGCAGAGGAACGAUCAGUGUACUGCUUAAAGGUCUUAGACCUUAUACACUAGAUGUUUCACAAAAAUCAGAUCUUAACAGCAUGGCGAGGACAAAGUUGUCAUUUAAAAUUUUAAUGUUAUUGUUUAAAAAAAAAUGGCUAUCCUAGUUGGGGAAAAUGGUAACUUCUCUUUUUGGUUUCCUCUCCAUAGCUGGAAUAUAACUAUUAUAAGGAUAAUGCAAAUUAUGGUUCAUGCUUCGGCUGAAUCUCGUAUCACAAGAAUGGAUGUUUGGUGUUUAGAUAUUUUAACAUUUGAAAAUAUAUAUUCUUGAACUUGCCAACUAGCUCCUAUUGUAAUCCUUAGCAUGCAUGACGAAAAAAAGAUAAGUACAUGAAUUAGCUAUUGAAUUUGAUUGUUGUGGUUGUGCACCAGAUGUUUCUCAACUUUAAUUUGUUAAGGCCACCCCCACACCUCACUUCUCCCAUGUGUUGAUAUCUUUGCCUUCUCCAUACUCAGACCUCUGCAGGAUGCAAAGAAAAAAAUAUGAGAAAAUAAGAAAAAAAAUAACUCUAAAAUCUAUUUUAGCAGUGGAGGACUUGAGCAUCUUAUAGGACGGACACUGUUGAAAAGACUUGUUAACUCAUCUCCACUGUCUGAGGUAAUUCAACCGUUUUGGAAGAAGGGGAACUUUAAGACUUGAAUGUGGUAAAUGUUGCAAGUUAACUUCGAGUUGUUAUGUGCAAUACAUUUUAUUUUAUUUUUUUCCAGAUAAAGACUCUUUGCAAUGUAAUUCUUUAAUGCCAUUUUUAAUUGCAGACAUUUAAAGAAGACGUUAAUAUGUUUUUCAGUCAUUUUCUACUGUUAUUGUAAUCCUUUUCAUGCUGGUGUUUGUAAAAAAGAAAAAGAAAUCAAACUAUUUGUACUAAUAUAAAUAAUUGAAGUUAUUUUUAAAACAUUAAAGGUUUUGUGCUCAUUUGUUUAUUUCAAGCUACUGUGAUUGCAUUGUAAUUAUUAGGUCAAUAAUGUAUUUAGCUGUUUAUUGGUAUAUUUUUAAUUGGAAUGUAUAAUUUUUAUAAUUUUGAUCAGAUUUUUGUUAUAUUUUUGAGGUGAAGCUUUUAAAGUGUCUAGUUUUUACUAAUUGCUAUAUUGUGCUCCACAAUAUAUGAUUAACAUUUUCUGAAGGAAAAUAAAUAUUUAAAUAUUUGUCUGUUAAUGAUGUUACUUAAUGGCAAAAUUUCAAUAGUUUUUAACUGUAUGGGAAGGUUGUUGUAUUUAUUAAUAGCAUUUUUUACUUCAGAUAUCACCUUAAUUUCUAUUGUCAUUUCACUUUAUAAGUUCCUAUUUUUGUAUUUUCCUUUCUAAUUAAGUUAUGUAAUACAAAAAUGUCCAUAUUUCUAGGAGUUGGUCUGUAGCAGUGCUAGUGAAACGAAAAAUACAAUUCUGUUAUUUAAUUGUUUGCAGCCAACUAUUUAUAACAGUGCAUCAUUUUGAAAUAUUUGUAAUGUGAAAUGUUGAAUGAAUAAAACUUAACUGUGAUAAGGCU
Messenger RNA from Oncorhynchus keta (chum salmon), 8099 nucleotides. RefSeq names its product cytoplasmic polyadenylation element-binding protein 4-like. Bases 488 to 2668 code for a protein of 726 amino acids. The record is from RefSeq and is a predicted model, not a curated record. Gene Ontology annotation, cellular component: synapse; nucleus; cytoplasm. Lineage: Eukaryota; Metazoa; Chordata; Actinopteri; Salmoniformes; Salmonidae. The transcript has 11 exons. Gene Ontology annotation, molecular function: ribosome binding; mRNA 3'-UTR binding; translation factor activity, RNA binding. Gene Ontology annotation, biological process: negative regulation of cytoplasmic translation.